AUGUGGCGACACCCAAUUCGAUCUGAGGAAACUUAUACAAUUAUCAAUAACAUCAAAUCGGAUAGUAUUGCAGAUCGUGAACCUGGUCUAUUAGUUGGUUGUCGCAUUCUCGCUGUUAAUCAAAUACAUUUGAUUGGCAAAAGUUUAGAUGAAGCUUAUCGUACACUAGCAUCAUCUCCACCAGAGAAUCCACUAAUUUUAUGUCUAGCUAAACCUUUAUAUCUUCGACCAGGACUAUCUAUAUCAACACCUCACCGAUACAGCUUUGGUAAUCGCUCCCCUCCAUCUCAAAUUACUAAAUUUUUAUCCGUUCAAGCACAACGUCGACGAGUAAAUUCUUGCGGAGAAGAAUACCAACGAAAUCGUCAUAUUAUGGAAAUGGAGAAUAACGCCCCCAGUAAUCAGAAUAAUGGUAACAAUUCACGAUAUCAUGAUUCCCAUUCUCAAUCAACAACUGCCUCCGGUGUCUCUGGCCCCAGAAAAUAUUCGCCACCAUCAGAUGCAACUAUUUCAGAAAGAUCCGGCUAUAAUCAUGCUUCUAAUGCAAAUCAAGCUAAUUAUCCUGAACAUCCGACAUCAUAUCAUCGACAUAGCGAAGUCGACGGAAGUUAUGGACCAACUAACAGCAAUGAUAACCAAAGUAAUAAUAAUAAAUGGCGUGGUAGUAGCGCUGUUUCACAAUCAAAUUUUGUCAAUAAUGAAAAUGCUAAUACUUCCGCUAAUUCAUAUAAUGUUUCUCGUGGGCCUAUUGGACGCAAUGUUCCCGUACCACCUGUACGCCAAAGUGGUAAAGUUGCUCGAGUCUCAAUUGGUGGUUCAGUAUCUAGAGUAACUGUUCCGACGUUAAAUGAUCGUCAGCGAUCAGUUAGUGCGACAGAACUAACCAAAGGCGUUGUUAAUUCUGCCAGCAAUAGUAAUCCUCCAACGGUUACAACGAGUCGUACGGUUGUUACUAAAGGCCCACAUGGCAAUAAGGCUGUUGCUAGUCGAUCAGUUUCGACGUCUGCUAUAGCACUUGGCAGUAAUGGACAAGCUAAAACGAGCAUUACUGUUAAAACAGGCCACAGACAUACGAUGAAUACAGUUGUGGAUAUGCCCCCUAAAGUAGUUCGACAACAUAAGCAAUAUCUUCCGGUUACUGGAGGCACUACAUUGGUUAAAUCCAAUGAAGGAGAAAUUAACGAUCGAGCUAGUGGAAACAUAGUAACUACGGCAAAAAAUCAAAUUUCCAUUAAUAUGAGAAAGAAUAUCAGUAGUACAAGUAAUAAUGACAGUCAAUCAGGGGCCUAUGGCCCAAAGCAAAGUUCUGGAAGAAUUGUUAUUUCAACUUCUAAGCGAACUGUUAUUAAUAAGAGAAAAAGUGAUCCAAAUGAAAGAGGCCAGCCUAAAGUAACCACGAAUGAGGGCUCUAGGUCAGCAACGCCGACACCAACUCAUGACAAAAGCAAAGGUUUUGCGCUGGGAUCAGGAGCACAACCGCAAGAAGAGGACUCUAGUGAUUCUUUGAACUACCCUACAGCAUGGAGGCAAAAUACAAAAACAAUUAAAUUAGAAUCUAGUCGAAGCGAUGAACCUUUAGGAAUUGAUGUCCAAGUUAUUGACGAUCCUGAAAAUCAUGGGCAUUCUUGCACUAUUGUUACCAAGUUGGCCAGUAACAGUAUUACAACUCGGGCUAAAGUAAUCUCAGUUUAUGAUCGAUUAGUAUCAAUCAAUGAUCUAAGUCUGGAAGAUAUACCAUCGCAAAGUGCAGAUGAAAUUAUUAAAACUGCAGGUAGAGGAACAUGGAAACUAGUGAUGCGACAAGUGCUAACUAACCAAGAAAAAGAUGCCAAAGAAGUAAAGUCUAUGGAUUCUACUAGAGUUGAAGAAACAAUACAAGCUGAAAGUGCUCUAGUUGCUGAAGGAAUUAUCACCUUAGACGACAAUGAAGAUAAAUUGUCGGAAAUACGCCGAUUAGCAGUAACGGAUCCGCAUCAAAUUAUAUGGUCAAGUUCUACUGAAACGAUCGAUGUGGCCAAAAUUGAUAACCGUUUAGGUUGCAAAAUUGUUCCUAAAAAGCGUCCUAACAAUCCUUCAAGCAAUGACAUGAUUAUACAAAAUAUUGUGAGCGGCAGUAGUGUUGAUAGAGAUGGUCGGAUACACCCUGGUGAUCUUUUAGUGGCAAUUAAUAAUGUUUCAUUAGAAGAGAAAUCCUCCAUUGAAACUACAAAAUUAAUUGAGGAAUCACCUUCCGAGCAGUUUAUCCGACUAACAUUCAAGAAGCCAAUCGAUAUAAGAGGUUAUGGACAAGAAGAGAAAUCAACUUAUAUAGAAGAUGCAGAACCAGGUGUCGCUAAAUUACCGGAUCAAUUAUUUGAUACCGUUGGGGCUGAAGAAUCCCUUUCGAAUUUGGCCGAAAGAUCAGAUGAGAGAUCAGUAUCAACAGAGUCAUCCAAGGCUGUAACUCAAGAUUCUAUAGCUACACCUGAAUUGAGGAUUAUUCCAGAUACCCCUCAAUCAGGAACUUCUGGCGAUUUCAAUACAGCAUUUGCUAAUGCUUCAUUGCAACGUCUCCACUCUCCAUCUUCACUACCUGUUAUCAUUAAUAGUGAUGCUGGAGAUAGGGGGAAAAGUGAUGAUCCAAUUUUUAUCAAACCGAAAUCUCCUGCAGUGGCGGCUGGAAAUCAACACAAAGUAGAUCAGCCAAAGCCUCAUCAUACUGAGACCAAGGAAGUUUUACCAAGUAUUAUCGAAAUAAAAGAUAUAUCAGGACGAACAGUAACAGCCCUAGUCUCUCAUUUAAAUUACACAAACCUAAACUUCAUUGAAAAGCUAGUCAAUUUAUAG
Molecule: messenger RNA, 2826 nt
Organism: Trichoplax adhaerens
Lineage: Eukaryota; Metazoa; Placozoa; Uniplacotomia; Trichoplacea; Trichoplacidae
Exons: 6
Coding region: 1-2826 (941 amino acids)
Biological process (GO): canonical Wnt signaling pathway
Cellular component (GO): cytosol
Molecular function (GO): protein binding
Source: RefSeq, a predicted model, not a curated record